AUGUCCUCAGACGCGAUGGCCGAGGCGAAUCAACGGGUUUCUGCACAAGAAGCUCGGCGACUGCUACAAGAUAUUCUUAAGGGCAAUGGCGUCUCCCCGGAAAAUGCCGCCAUCGUGUCCAAGUGCAUGGUUGCGGCUGAUCUCCGUGGCGUUGAUACACACGGGAUGAAUCGCAUAUCAUCGUACAUGGAGCGCGUCCGCCAAGGAGUGCUCAACCCAGCAGCUGAAGUUACCCUCAAUCAGAUCACACCGGUAGUAGCUCAAGUUGAUGCUGGUAACGGAUUCGGCUUUGUCGCAGCCCAUCGGGGCAUGGCUGCUGCCAUUGAGGCUGCCAAGGUGUACGGCAUUGGCAUGGCCAGCAUCAAGCACUCGAACCACUUUGGUAUGAGCGCAUGGCUAGUACAGCAAGCCAUUGAUUCAGACAUGAUGAGUCUAGUCUUCACAAACUCGAGUCCCGCACUGCCCGUGUUUGGCGGCAAAAGUAAGAUGCUGGGUGUCUCUCCAAUUGCGUGUGGUGCUCCUGGGCGGGGAAAAUCUGACUUUAUUCUCGACAUGGCGCCGUCGAUUGCUGCACGAGGAAAGAUUUACAAAGCUAAACGACGAGGCGAGAAGAUUCCUCUAGACUGGGCUUUGGACUCAGAAGGUCGCCCGACGGACGACCCAGCAGCUGCCCUGGAGGGCGUGAUGCUUCCCAUGGGAGGGCCCAAGGGCUCUGCUCUGGCCAUUAUGAUGGACGUCUUUUCGGGAGUUUUGUCGGGAUCUGCCUUUGCAGGCGGUGUUACGAAUCCAUACGAUCCGUCCAAGCCAGCCAAUGUCGGCCACUUUUUGGUGGCGAUCAAGCCGGAUCUGUUUAUAAGUAUGGACGACUUUCGAGACAGGAUGGACCAUUUAUAUCAAACUGUUGUUGGGUCGGAUAAGGCUGCGGGUGUGGAAAGGAUUUAUUUCCCGGGAGAAAUUGAAAAGGAAGCUCAAGCGGAAAGGGAGAUGCUGGGAAUCCCGUUGGUUCAGGCGGAGAUUGACGUUUUGAAUCAAGAGGCAGCUAGAGUGAAUGCAGCCGGGUUAAGCAUUUUGUAA
Molecule: messenger RNA, 1074 nt
Organism: [Torrubiella] hemipterigena
Lineage: Eukaryota; Fungi; Ascomycota; Sordariomycetes; Hypocreales; Clavicipitaceae
Source: the annotation of a GenBank genome assembly